AUGGACGAAGCGGAGUCAGCCACGAAGGCGCUCGGGCUGGAUGAACCGCCCCAACGGGCGGGCUCGGAUACGGAGUCGGAGGCCGAAGUCUCCACGAUGGCCGUGAUGGCGGCGCCGGGAAACAUCGACAUGGGAGCCGAAGCGAUGCCGAACGCCGACGAGUCCGAGUCUGCUUUCCCAGAGGUGUCAACAGUAGCGGUGGAAGACGUUCAGACUACAGACAACAGUGUUUUUAACAGCCCUGUGGACUCAGUGGAAACCCUUCCAGAACAUGUGCUGAGUGGAAGGAGCAAUAUUGAGCUUGGUGAGGGUCUGAGUAGCCAGAAGACAACACUGAUGGUUGUCCACACUGACUCGAAUAUUGUAGAAGACAGACUCAAGUCUACCUCUGCCAUCUCAACAGGACUGGUGACUCCACCCAACCUGCUGACUCCUCCACAGGACAAAGACCCCAACUCCAAAUACAACUGGGAUCCAUCUGUAUACAACAAUGAGCUGCCGGUGCGAUGUCGCAAUUCCAGCGGCAUCCUUUUCAAGAACCGUCUUGGCUCAGGGGGUAAAGGCCGCUGCAUCAAACACAAUCAACAGUGGUUGACGCCCACAGAGUUUGAGGGCUUGGCUGGUCGCGCCAGCAGCAAAGACUGGAAGAGGAGCAUCCGAUAUGCAGGAAGGCCUCUGCUCUGCCUCAUACAGGAUCGCAUCCUGAACCCUCACGCUGCCUCGUGCACAUGUGCAGCCUGCUCUGACAGCAUGACCUUGGAUGGGGACUCCCUGGAAGACGAAAACAUCACAAUGAACGGACCAGUACGUCUCUUUGUCCCGUACAAGAGGAGGCGGAAGGAGACAGAUCCAGCACCCGUUCCCAUCAAAAAAGAUAUUCCAGCCAGCAAAAACAUCACAUUGACCCCGGGAACCACUUUCACAGUGUCACCCGUCGGUCAGAUCACUCCAUCGGGCACGUUGUCAUUUGAGCGCUCGCCCUCUGGCGACGCAGCCACCAUCAUCUCGGACGCCUCUGCACAAAGCGAGGUGUACACGGACACAUCAGUGUUGACAGCCUUGCCGGCAUUGGCACUGUCUCCCCAGGCUAAGAUGGCGGUGGCAUCCCCCUCAGCCUCACUGAUGGGUACGCUGGAAGUGAGGCCAAUAGUUGGACCGGUGGCCGGGGCAACCGUGGCAGUGGGGCCCCCGCUCUUGAGCGAGAGCCCAAAGAACACCUGGCUAUACCUGGAGGAGAUGGCCAAUACCCUCAUGAGCAACGUGCAGAAUCUCAAAGCCCUGAUUGAACAGGCCAAGAAGGAGAAUAGAGUACACAAGGAAUGUGCUGUCAGUCAGUCCUUCCAGAACCAGAUCACAUUCCAGACGCCAGAUGAUUCGCAAGCUAAACGGAGCACUGACAUAACAGAGGUCAUCCUCAAUGAGAUGUGUGAGAACUGUGGCCGCUUAGCUCAAAACGAGUGCACGGGCUGCCGUAAAGUCAACUACUGCUCGACUUUCUGUCAGAGGAAGGACUGGAGAGAGCAUCAAAAUGCCUGCUGUCAAUCAGGAGGUGGCGGGGUCAUCCCAGAGGACGAGCCAAUGGCAUCAGUCGGCAUGGACAAAGUUAAAUAA
Molecule: messenger RNA, 1611 nt
Organism: Nerophis lumbriciformis (worm pipefish)
Lineage: Eukaryota; Metazoa; Chordata; Actinopteri; Syngnathiformes; Syngnathidae
Source: RefSeq, a predicted model, not a curated record